UCAGUUUGUCGUCAUAGUGGAGGACAGUCCGGAUCAAACGGGGUCGUUUUGCCUUCGCACCUGCGAAACGGAAUGGAUUGUUCCUGAUGUUGGGGAUGUAUCAUUUAAACUCAGUCCGUCCAGGUCACUGAUGGGCAUUAAAAGUUGAAUUAAUCCCUUUAUUAAGUUGGACUGAUUAUGGUUUAGAGUUUUGCUGCGAUUUCCUCACUCAUUUCGGUCGCGGCUGUAAAGUUUGGUCCUCCAACCCUCUGACAGCUCCGGUGUGGAAUCAAACACACCCGCGGUAUCUGUGUGACAGAGCAGCGGACCAAGAGAAGAGUAGCCUAGAUGGGAGCAGAGUGAAGUGGAAAUGGUCUACCAUCAGCGCGUCUCUCUGUGUCUCACUUGUUUUUUCCAAUCGUCCGAAACUCCGGCAGGUUUGCAAGAUGUGGUUUUAGCUGCUGGACUCGGGUCGAGAGUUUGGAUUCUCACUGUUGGAUCUACAGGAUGCAUCAUCACCUGAACCCACAUUAUGUGCAACCCGAAGAAAAUCGGAUCUGUUUGACAAGUUUAUUUUAAUCCCGAAACACCUCUAUAAACCUUAUACGAAGUCUUCUGAAGCGCAAUGAUUUUAACAACUUUUGUCAUGAUAUUGUCCUUCCCGGACUCAGUGUUCACCUUGAAGGGUGAGGGCAGCUCGUCCUCCCGGCCCGCCCGGCCGGACUGCGUAAAGGCCAGUGAACAAUGUCUGAAGGAGUACAGCUGCAGCACCAAGUACCGGACGAUGAGGCAGUGUGUGGCGGGCAGGGAAAACAACUUCAGCGCGGUCACCGGUACGGAGGCGCAGGGAGAGUGCCGCAGCGCUAUAGAUGCCAUGAAGCAGAGCACCCUCAAUAACUGCAGGUGUAGAAGAGGCAUGAAGAAGGAGAAGAACUGUCUCCGGAUCUUUUGGAGCAUAUUUCAGAGUUUACAGGGUAAUGAUUUGCUAGAGUACUCUCCAUAUGAACCAGUCAAUAGCCGGCUCUCAGAUAUCUUCCGCCUGGCUCCCAUCAUAGCUGUUGAGCCUGCAUCUACAAAGGAGAACAACUGUCUCAACGCUGCUAAGGCCUGCAACCUGAAUGACACAUGUAAGAAAUACCGCUCGGCUUACAUCAACCCCUGUACAAGCAGGGUGUCUGCUUCUGAGGUCUGCAACAAGCGCAAAUGCCACAAGGCCCUGCGGCAGUUCUUUGACAAGGUUCCAACGAAAUACAGCUAUGGGAUGCUGUUUUGCUCCUGUCCAGCGGGGGAUCAGACAGCAUGUGCAGAACGCCGGCGACAAACAAUUGUACCCAUCUGCUCCUAUGAGGAUAAAGACAAACCUAACUGUCUGUCUCUUCAGAACACAUGCAAGACCAACUACAUCUGCAGGUCAAGGCUGGCAGACUUCAUGAGCAACUGUCAGCCAGAAGCUCACUCCAUAUCCGGCUGUCUGAGGGAGAGCUAUGCUGACUGUCUGCUGUCUUACUCAGGUCUUAUCGGUACAGUGAUGACACCCAAUUAUGUGCGAUCCCUUGGUCUUACCCUGUCACCAUGGUGUGACUGCGGCAGCAGUGGGAACAGCAAGCCAGACUGUGACAGAUUUGCUGAGUUUUUCACCAACAAUCGAUGCCUACGUAAUGCCAUCCAGGCAUUUGGCAAUGGCACUGAUGUUGGAGUUUGGCAACCCCAACCCCCGAUACAGCCUACUGUACUAGAGCCUAGCAUCACUCGGAGGGGAAAAGAACGAACUAAUAAUGCACUGGAUGCACUGACAGACAUGACCAAACUGGAUCUUGAUGACGACUCAUCAUAUCACAUCUGUGGGACCUUACAGGCCCAAAAACUGGUGUCAAAUCUAACAGUGGAUACUGCUCAAUGUGUGAACCAUCAACUGGAUGAGUCUAGUGACUCCAAUGCUGUUGGUAGAAGCUCAGCAGCUGAACUCUCAAGUAUGCACCUGGCAUUAGCCUUGGCAUUAACGCCAAUAGUAUUACGGCUUGAAGAUUUCCAGCUUUUGUAGGAUCUGAGGACUGUGGAUCAACCCUCUUCUCUCAAAGUGGUUCAACUCAUUUUGAUUUAGACAUUUGCCAAAGUGCAACACCUACAUUUUUCUUGAAAUGGAAAUGAGAAAACACAGCACGGUAAGAGCACUGAAAUCAUAGACAACAGUGGAUUAUUAUUAUCUGAGGAGUCCAUGUUUACUGUAGCUGAGAUAUCAGCUCAUUCGCCUUCCAUGCCUCGUGGGGGCAAUUUGGUGACUUCAGGAAUCAGAUUUGCGCUGAGAAACACUAAUUUUUUUGGGAGUCUGUGAUCUGAUAAGCAUGUGAAUAAAUUCACUUCUUUGAAUGUGUUGCAAUCAGUGCACAUUUGACUGAAUGGACUGCCAAAAUGCUUAACAGUGUUGAAAGUGGAUCAUUCUCUGCAUAACUGUGCUUUGAUUUGUCCAGCCAAUAAACAUGCUUUAGUUCAACAAAAGGAAAACUAAGUGUUGAUAUAAAAGUGCUGGUCUAUAAUAUGUCAAAAGGGACAGCUAACAAAUUUCAUAGACACACUGUAUGGAAUAUGAUUCAUAAAACAUUUUAACUCAUUUAAAAUCCCAUAACAUUUUGUCAGUUUCCUCAAAGGACAAAGACAUAUCAGCCAAACGAAAACAAAAAAAAAGUUACAAUUUUCUCUUCUACAUGUUCCAUACUAGGUAUAGAUCCGGUUUGUAGAUUUGAUUGUUAUGGUGGUUUGUGGUUUUAUCACAUCGCCUCUAAAAGAACAUUUUGUACAUAUGAUACAUAAAGUGUACACUAUUACAGUAUGCUGCCGUUAGCUUGUAACAUAUUGUCUGUAAUGUUUUUGAGAGUCUAUGUUAGUAUCUGGGGACUGAGGCCUCUCAGCGUUAUCCAGUGUAGCUAUGAUUGAUAAAGUGUGACGGGGUACAAUUCAUUAAUAAUGUGGUUACAGAUAUGACUAUUGUGUGAUUAUAUUUUGAUUGCAAAGUGCAUAAUGUUAUCUUAAACAGUAUUUUUCUUGAGGCAUAUCAAACUCUGUAAUUCUGAAUCUGUAACAAUAAGAAGAACAUUACAAAAGUGUCUUUAAUGGCUAAAAAAAAGAAAUGUUGUUUUUCUGUCCUACUUUUGAUGGUUUGAUCCAGAUUCUUCAGACUGCCAGAUUUUACUUUCACAUUAUUGUGUCCUGGUAGAGAGCAAAAGGACAAGGGUUUGAUGAAUAAAAAAUGUGUAGUGUACAUAUCCACAAGUUGAGCAAACGCCAAAAGACAAAAGCCAGUAGACAUAAAUUGCUAGCAAUUAUUACUGAUGCAAAUGGCCAAGUUAAAAACAAGUACAUAAUUAUUAUAAAAGUAAUGAAACCCCUAAUUAUCAGACAUUCAAAGGAUGUACAACAUAAUGAUGAUGAACACUAAAAACUUGUUUUUAAACAUCCUAACAUUUCUAAAAAAAAAUAAUAAAAAACAAAUG
Molecule: messenger RNA, 3467 nt
Organism: Sander lucioperca (pikeperch)
Lineage: Eukaryota; Metazoa; Chordata; Actinopteri; Perciformes; Percidae
Gene: gfra1b
Product: gdnf family receptor alpha 1b
Exons: 10
Coding region: 605-2020 (471 amino acids)
Biological process (GO): nervous system development
Cellular component (GO): signaling receptor complex; external side of plasma membrane
Molecular function (GO): signaling receptor activity
Source: RefSeq, a predicted model, not a curated record